Melampsora larici-populina 98AG31 is the source of this 1881-nucleotide messenger RNA. RefSeq lists its product as uncharacterized. Gene Ontology annotation, molecular function: ATP binding; proton-transporting ATP synthase activity, rotational mechanism; ADP binding. The transcript is spliced from 12 exons. Gene Ontology annotation, biological process: proton transmembrane transport; proton motive force-driven ATP synthesis. Lineage: Eukaryota; Fungi; Basidiomycota; Pucciniomycetes; Pucciniales; Melampsoraceae. The record is from RefSeq and is a predicted model, not a curated record. Bases 68 to 1720 code for a protein of 550 amino acids.
GCUUUCUAUAGCUUAAGAAAACCCAUCACACCACAUUACCCCACCUAUAUCUCCAUCAAACUUUAGCAUGGCAUCUCUCAUUCGUGCUGCCUGCCGAUCGGCUGUCCCUCUCUCUCGAAGCACUCUCCCUUCUCAAGCUCUACGAAAGCAAGUUCCAACUUUGACCUCUCAGCUCCGAACUUACGCCACUGCCAAGCCAGCUGCCUCCGAGGUUUCUUCCAUCCUCGAGGAGCGAAUCGGUGGUUCCAGUGCUGCUACUGAUGUUCAAGAAACUGGUCGAGUUUUGACCAUUGGAGAUGGUAUUGCUCGUGUCUACGGUUUACGAAAUGUGCAAGCCGAGGAGAUGGUGGAAUUCUCAUCUGGAGUCCGUGGAAUGUGCUUGAACUUGGAAGCCGACAAUGUCGGUGUCACCAUCUUCGGUAGUGAUCGUCUGAUCAAGGAAGGUGACACUGUCAAGCGAACUGGACAAAUUGUGGAUGUCCCAGUUGGUCCUGAACUUUUGGGCCGUGUCGUCGAUGCCCUCGGUAACCCUAUUGAUGGAAAGGGCCCCAUCGCCUGCAAAGAGCGUCGUCGUGCCUCCCUCAAAGCUCCUGGUGUUUUGCCCCGUCGAUCAGUCAAUCAACCCAUGAUGACCGGUAUCAAGUCCAUCGACGCCAUGGUGCCGAUCGGUCGUGGUCAGCGUGAGCUGAUCAUUGGUGAUCGUCAAACUGGUAAAACCGCUGUUGCUUUGGACACCAUCCUCAACCAGAAGCGAUGGAACGAAGGAACGGACGAGACCCAGAAACUUUACUGUGUCUACGUAGCCGUUGGUCAAAAACGUUCGACUGUUGCUCAAUUGGUUCAAACAUUAGAAGAAAAUGAUGCUUUGAAAUACUCGAUCAUCGUUGCUGCCACUGCUUCUGAGGCCGCCCCACUUCAAUAUUUGGCUCCUUUCUCCGGUUGUGCUAUGGGAGAAUGGUUCCGAGACAACGGCAAACACGCUUUGAUCAUCUACGACGAUUUGUCCAAACAAGCUGUCGCCUACCGUCAAAUGUCCCUUCUUCUUCGUCGACCUCCUGGUCGUGAAGCUUACCCCGGUGACGUCUUCUACCUCCACUCCCGUCUCCUUGAACGUGCUGCUAAGAUGAACGAGAAACUCGGUGGAGGUUCUUUGACCGCCCUCCCCAUCAUCGAAACCCAAGGUGGUGAUGUAUCUGCAUACAUUCCUACCAACGUCAUCUCAAUUACCGACGGUCAAAUUUUCUUGGAGGCUGAACUCUUCUUCAAGGGUGUUCGACCAGCUAUCAACGUCGGUCUGUCCGUCUCCCGUGUCGGAUCUGCUGCGCAGACCAAGAUCAUGAAGAGUGUAUCUGGUUCCUUGAAGCUUUACUUGGCCCAAUAUCGUGAUGUUGCUGCAUUCGCACAAUUCGGUUCCGACUUGGAUGCAUCUACUCGAUACCUCCUCAGUCGUGGUGCUCGUUUGACUGAGCUUUUGAAGCAAGGUCAAUAUCAACCUUUGGCUUUCGAGGUUCAAGUUCCGAUCUUGUACGCCGGUGUCAACGGUAUGCUUGAUAAAGUACCAGUAGAGAAGAUUGUCGCCUGGGAUUUGGCCUUCCGAGACCAUCUUACUACUGAGCAAUCCGCCCUCUUGAAGGAUAUUACCGGAGGUAAAAUGACCCCUGAAAUCGAAGCCAAGAUCAAAUCUGUUGUCAAGAGCUUCACUUCAAACUUCCUUCAGUAAACUUACCACAAUCAAUCUAAAAGGUUACGUUGAGUUAUGAUAUCUUUAGAGCCUUGAUGCUUUUGUUGGUAUCUUGAAAAAAAAGAAAUUGUUAUAAAUAAAGUUGAAUUUUUCGAGCGAUGCUUGAAUUUUGACACCCUCAUAAACAAUUCGCUCCUUCU